Messenger RNA from Polypterus senegalus (gray bichir), 2350 nucleotides. RefSeq names its product kelch repeat and BTB (POZ) domain containing 3 (gene kbtbd3). The record is from RefSeq and is a predicted model, not a curated record. NCBI's taxonomy places the organism in Eukaryota, Metazoa, Chordata, Cladistia, Polypteriformes, Polypteridae. Bases 354 to 1991 code for a protein of 545 amino acids. Gene Ontology annotation, molecular function: protein binding. The transcript is spliced from 2 exons.
AGUCAAUAGUGCAGUUUCACAAGAUGUCCUGGAAAAACCCGGAAAAAAUGUGCUCUGGCUUAACUACCAAUGAAUGUUGUUAGAGGUGGGUCUUCAGUUCAAAAGACCGACGCCAUUUGAACAUGCUCCCCAGAAAUUUAUGAAAAGAUUUUACAGAUGGUGGUUUAUUUAACAAUAUUUUUAUCAAUAAUAUAUGUGUUUGAAAUGUGAGCAUACAUCUAUGUACCUGAUGUGUGUAUUAUGCAACACCAGUAAACAGGUGCUUUGAUUCUGUUUCUGUUUAUUUAACAUCUGCACCCAUAGAAGCCUACUGUAUGAAGAAAUCUGCUCUCUAUUAAGCAACAGAUUAAAAAAUGUUUUCAUCCAAAAAUACUAACAACAUGGGAGCCAUGUUUGAAGUAAACAUGCGAGAGCGAGAUGAUGGAAGUGUGACAUUGAGCAACCUGUCCCCCAAAGCUGUCAAAGCCUUUUUAGAUUUUGCUUAUACAGGAAAGAUGGAAAUAAAUGAAGAAAAUGUAGAAAUGUUCUUCCAGCUCUCCUCCUUUCUACAGGUCUCCAAUCUUGCUGAAGCUUGUAGUGAUUUCCUUAUCCGAACAAUCGACCUCGCAAAUUGUCUGCAGCUCCUAUCUAUCUCAGAAGGAUAUGGCUCAACACGUUUGUACCACAGAGCUCUUGACUUUGUUGUACAUCAUUUUCAUACACUUGUAAAGUCCAGCGAUUUUCUGGAGAUGAAUGUUGCUAUCUUGGAAAAAUGUCUGGAGGCGGAUGAGCUCAAUGUUCCCGAUGAAGAGACCGUUCUAAAAGCUGUUCUUAUUUGGACAAAACAUGAUCUUGCGAAACGACAGAAGUUUUUCCCCCAGUUAGUUAAACUUGUGAGGUUGCAUCAGAUGCCCGAAGGAAGUCUAGAAACCUUUUCCCAGUCUGAAAAUCUCUUAAAUAGUAAUGUUGAUUGCCUUAAAACAAUCAAGGAAGUUACAAGGAGUCUUCGUGAGUUGAGUGGACUGUUUCCUGACGCACGGCCUUCCACUACUGAGAAGUACAUUUUUGUCCAUAAGACUGAGGAGAACAGCGAAAUCCGCCACACCUUCUGCUACAACAUUGAAACUGAUCGCUGGCAGGAGCUGCCUGAGACUCAUAUUUCUGACCUGUCAGGCUCAAGUUUGGUCAGCUUUGGAGAAAAGCUGUUUGUGACUGGUGGAUGCAAAGGUAACUGCUGUCGGGCUGUGCGACUUCACAUCGCAGAACCAUUCCAUGAUGCCACACAUGAGACCUGGUGUUAUUGCCCAGUUCAAAAUCAGUUUUUCUUGGUCUCGCCGAUGAAAAAGCCACGAACAAUGCACACAUCUGUUAUGGCGCUGGAAAAGGUUUAUGUCAUAGGAGGAAAAACUAGAGGGACACGCAACAUCAAAAGUUUAUUAGAUGUGGAAUAUUAUAACCCAUUGAGUAAAGAAUGGCAAUCAGUGAGUCCUUUGCCAAGAGGCAUCUAUUACCCAGAGGCAAGUGCCUGCAACACUGUCAUUUAUGUGCUAGGUUCAGAAGUUGAAAUAGCUGACAUUUUUAACCCUAGUUUGGACUGUUUCUUCCGAUAUGAUGCAGAUUCAGAUCAGUGGUCAGAACUGGUGGCAGAAUUUGGACAGUUUUUUCAUGCAACUUUAGUCAAAGCUGUCCCAGUGAACAACACCCUGUACAUCUGUGAUUUGUCUACAUAUAAGGUGUAUAGUUUCUGUCCAGAUACUUGUGUUUGGAAGGGAGAGGGCUCCUUUGAGUGUGCUGGCUUCAAUGCAGGAGCCAUUGGAAUUGCUGACAAAAUCUACAUAUUAGGAGGGGAUUAUGCACCGGAUGAAAUCACAGAUGAGGUGCAGGUAUACCAUAGUAACCGGUCAGAAUGGGAGGAAGUGUCCCCAAUGCCACGGGCACUUACUGAGUUUCACUGUCAAGUAAUGCAGUUCAACCGAUACAGAGAUCCAUGGAAGCUGAAUAUAGAAACUUAACAAAAUUAAUGAUCACACACAAUCAACCAAGUUAUUAGAAACACACUUGGACAUAAUAAUCAAAUUAUUCGGGACAUUUCUUAAAGUCUGGAUUUUAAAUUCAUGUAACUCACAGCUUGUGGAUAGAAGCACUUUUUUGGUCUCGAUUUACCUAAAACGUUUACCGUUUGGAAGGACAAUGAACAGAGCUUGCCCGGUUCAAAAUCAGGAUCACUGCUUCCAGUGACAUUUAAGAAUUCUUAAAUGUGUAAUCUUUCUAGACCAUAACAGAUGUGUUGACCACCCAUGCUAGAGUGUUGGAAAUGGUAAUGAAAUUCUCUACUACAACAACAACAACAACAACAUUUAUUUAUAUAGCA